This is a messenger RNA of Chenopodium quinoa (quinoa), 2402 nucleotides long. RefSeq names its product transcription initiation factor TFIID subunit 12-like. The record is from RefSeq and is a predicted model, not a curated record. Gene Ontology annotation, cellular component: SLIK (SAGA-like) complex; SAGA complex; transcription factor TFIID complex. NCBI's taxonomy places the organism in Eukaryota, Viridiplantae, Streptophyta, Magnoliopsida, Caryophyllales, Amaranthaceae. Gene Ontology annotation, molecular function: DNA binding; TBP-class protein binding; protein heterodimerization activity. The transcript is spliced from 9 exons. The coding region runs from base 213 to 1919 and encodes 568 amino acids. Gene Ontology annotation, biological process: DNA-templated transcription initiation; RNA polymerase II preinitiation complex assembly.
AGAAGUAUUACGUAAAGAACUAAAGGUCAUCCAUAAAAAGAGGCAAAGAGCACAACCUCCCCCACAAAAGCCACAACUAUAGUACUAGAACUCCCAAGUUGUCACUUUCCACUUCAAUUCAUAUAAAUACUCACUCCCUUCUCACCUCAUCCAAAAACCCCCCAAUUCAAUUCUUUUGAAAAAAAAACCCCAAUUUUUUUCACUCUAAUUCAAUGGAACCACCAACACCAACACCACCCUCAUCACAACCCACUACUUCACACCCAACAGACCCUUCUCCCUCUCCUUCUCAACCACCAACUCCUUCGCAACAACCUCCGUCGCAACAACCGCCGUCUACUCCUCUUCCACCCCCACAACCGCCGCAACAGCCACAGUCACAACCGCAGCAACAACCACAAUCACAAUCACAACUGCAGCAACAACCGCAACCAAACCCUAAUCUGAACCCCACAAAUCCACACCCUUCUUACCCCCAACAACACCAACAACAACAGCAACCGGUUGCAUUUAGUAGAGCAGCAUGGUCACAACCCACAUCCCAAUAUUCACAUUUCUCUUCCCAAUUUCAGUCAUCAACUUCAUCUCCUGCUGCCCCUCCGCCGCCGCAGAGGGGUGGCAUUGCUAUUGGGGUUCCUGCUCAUGCUUCAUCUGGUCCGACUCAACCCGCCGCCUCGUUUUCUUCCGCUUUUGGUGUUCAGUAUGGUGCUGCUCUUCCUCGCAAUCCUGUCAGUCUUCCCGAUCCUUCUGUUGUCCCCUCUUCCUCCCCUUCUCCGGCAAGGCCUAUGAUGCAUGGAAUGCCGAGCAUGGGGAUGAUAGGUUCUCAGAUGCGGCCUGGUGGGGUUCCGCCUUCGGCCCUUCACCAGCAAAGACCAAUGCAGGCAGCUACUGGAAUUAGAUCCCAGACUACUUCCAAUAAUAUGCCAUCUGUGACCCAGAAUUUCCAAGGACAUGGCAUGUUGAGGGCUUCUUCUGUAACUUCACCAAAUACAGCAACGCCCAGUACAUCACAAACCCAGCAGUCUCCAUAUCAGCCAUGGUUGUCUGCUCAACAAGGGCGCCCCCCUUUGCCCUCUCAACCUUUUAGACCCCAGGUGAAUCCCCAGUCACUACAACAGAGACCUCAUAUCCCUCAGCAGCCACCUCAGCCCAUUCAAGCAAAUUCCCAACCACAGCAAUUAUUGCAAUCACAACCGCAACAGCAAUUACAUCCUUCUCAACAGCAACAGCAAUUACAUCCAUCUCAACAGCAACAUCAAUUCUUAUCAUCUCCGCAGCAGCAGCAGCAGCAGCAACAGCUACAUUUUUCAGCAUCAAAUCAGUCUCAAGAGAAUUAUGGACAACAGCUCCCAGCAUCAAGAGUGUUGCAACCUUUACCUAAUCAACAACAAAUUGUCAGGGUACAGGGAUCAGCAAAUCAGAAGCCUCCCUCCUCUGCAACGGGGCAAGUAGCCAUUGUCCAUUCUGGUCCUAUUGAGAAUGUAAGUGCUGCAGAAAUUCCUGAACCUUGUAGCACUAUACUCAGCAAGAGAAGCAUCCAGGAGCUUGUGAACCAGAUUGAUCCAUCUGAGAAAUUAGAUCCUGAUGUUGAAGAUGUUCUAGUCGAUAUUGCUGAAGAUUUUAUUGACUCGGUUACGACAUUUGGCUGCUCAUUGGCCAAACAUAGGAAGUCAAACACAUUGGAAGCAAAGGACAUAUUGCUGCAUCUAGAAAGAACUUGGAAUAUGACUCUUCCAGGGUUUACUGGAGAUGAAAUUAAGACCUACAAGAAACCAGUUGUUAAUGAUGUUCACAAAGAGCGCCUAGCACUGAUAAAGAAAUCUCUCACUGGAGCUGACAAUAAAACCUCUGCUGGACCAGCUACUGGAAAUGUUAAAGGGCAUUUGGCUAAAGCAACUCCCAACGUGGUGGGAUCAUGAGUCUCGUUUGACCCGUCUUUGCUUCAGAUGAUAUAUUGGUGACAUUCUAUUCUUGAGGCUCAAAUUAUUUGGCCUCAAGUAUUUUUGUAACUCAGGUUAUGUGACCUAACUCUGAGCUCCUGAGGGCCUUUUUUGGGGAGUAACAGCUGCUGUGUAUUUAGCUUUUGGUUUGGAACUGUUAGCUUUCCAACUAUUAGUGAAUAGCAUCUGUUCUUUAAGGGGGAAAAUUGUAAAGGGAAGGAAGGCCGAUUAGGGAAGGCAAGGAAGAGUUUUGUCACAUACCAACCACUAAUUUUAUGAGUUGUAUAGAGAGAUGAUAUUGGAUGAUCGGAAUAUGAGGUAAUGAUUAUCUUAAUUUACAGCAUUUAAAACAUUUGCAUAUAUAUACUCCUAUUUAGGAAGCAAACGGUGGGAGGCAUUGUAGAGAUGUGAAGCUUUGUGUCGCCUAUUCCAACUACUCGUACGUAAUUAACAUUGAGCAUC